Molecule: messenger RNA, 618 nt
Organism: Bombyx mandarina (wild silkworm)
Lineage: Eukaryota; Metazoa; Arthropoda; Insecta; Lepidoptera; Bombycidae
Source: RefSeq, a predicted model, not a curated record
AUGGUUCGGUGGAGGUAUUGUUUUGUUCUGGCCGUGUUGCUUCUGCUGCCGAUGCGAACUGGCUCCAAAAUGGAUGAAGACGAUGACGAUGAACAAAACGAAGACGGCGGGGAAGGGGAAGAGGAUAACGGUGACGAAGAAGAAGAUGAACCACCGGAGAAGAUUGAGGCUCCUGGUCGAAGAGCACCGCCGGUCCUCGCCGCUCCCAAGACUAUUGCUCCACUCACGAGAACUACCAGCCGACGACUUUUGGAGUGCUACGUCUGCGCUUACAAAACCGAUACGCCCAUUAGAUCGUGUCUAGAUCCCGCCAAGCACAGAGUUCACGUGAUCACCUGUCACAGUACAGAGGAUAAGUGCUUCACGUCUGUUACGUCCAGAGGCAGCGACAAUAACUACGAAGCCGUUAUACGUGGAUGUAAAUCUGGGUGCGUCGGUUCACCGGACACUACAUGCUGUGAGCUGAAUCGCUGCAACAACCAGGCCUUUGCGAUGCCGAUCAUUUCGAAACAGAUACUCACAGCGAACAAAACCGAAAAGAUCAUGCCGCCAACUAUACUGUUCUUUGUCACGGUUCUGUUACUUCUACAGACGGUUGUCAAAGUGUCAUUUGCUUAA